GGGCGGGCGGCCGGGGUGGAGGCGCCGGCGGGAGCAAAGGUUGGUGACUUGGCGCACCGACCUUCGCCGGAGGGGCCGCGGCAUCAUGACGGUGGGAGCCAGGCUCCGAAGCAAGGCGGCGAGCAGCCUCCCGCGCCGCGGGCCCCGGGGGCGAGGGCGGGCGGAGGGGGACGAGGAGGCGGCCGCCAUCCUGGAGCACCUGGAGUGCGGGGACGAGGCGGCGGAGAGCGGGGCGAGCGCGCGGCGCCCGGGGGCCCGGAGCGCGCGGCGGGUGCACCUGGCCGUGCUCCCCGAGCGCUACGAGCCGCUGGAGGAGCCGGCGCCCGGCGAGAAGCCCAACAGGAGGUACCGGCAGAAGCUGAAGAAGUACGGCAAGAAUGUCGGGAAGGUCAUCACCAAAGGAUGUCGCUACGUCGUCAUUGGCCUGCAGGGGUUCGCGGCGGCGUACUCCGCCCCAUUUGGAGUAGCCACCAGCGUGGUGGCGUUGGUCCGCUAGUGGGAGCUGCUGGGGCAGACCCACAAGAAUGGAUAGAAGCCUCUGCCCUGGGAGCAGUGCGAAUCCAGGAGCAUUUCAGACUUGAACUCACAAAUACUUGGAAGAAAAAAAUGUCUUUGUCAAAUUGGAUGACUUAUGAAUGAGUCAUCCCUGCCCAUCUUUUCCCAUCUCUCGGACACGGAUGGCUCCAAUGGACAAUCCCGCAGAGCAUUAGGCCGAGGUUAGGAUUGGGGUUAGAGUUAGUUUGCUAACACCGGAGCCUUCACAUGAAGCUGACAGGGGGCUGGCUUGGAGUCAAGCACUUGACAGAUGUGAGCACUCUGGGUGGGUGGCCAGAGAGGUGAUUAGGAAGGAGAAGAAAGAGUUUUGACCUGGAGUAAGAUGAUGUGUUAUAUUCUCCUGGAAAGGUUGCAGGCUGACCGCCCUUGGCUGCCUGGGUUCUGAAGGCAGGGAAGGAGCUGUUUGUGUCUGAAGUUCUGCCCCCCAUCUCCUUCCUCCACCCCUUUGUCACCAGGAGUUUAAUUACAGGCUUGAGAAGAAGGAAGGAAGAAAAAUCUCUUUGAAGGCUAUGAUGCUUUGAAAACCAUGUUGCCGAUGUGUCAUGACUGUUCAAAGCAGAUAAAAGCUUGUUGUGUUCGCCCUUCUCUGCCACGAGCGUGCAGUUGGCAAUGAGGGAAGGAGGAGCGGCGAGUUCAGACACAGCUUGUAUGAGGGAGUGCUCCUGAGGGCUCUGGUGCCCAGUCCAGCCAAGAACAGCCCUGUCUGGUCCAGCCACAUGUUUGUGGCUGCCUGAGGUCCUGGGCCUCCUGACUCAGCUGCCUAGUACCAUCAGCUCAUUCCCGACAGCUGCUCAACUCGUCUUCUACGCCAGGCCGACGAAGGGUGCUGGGUCUUGGGAGAGAGGGAGACACUACGCUUGGAAAUGAAAGUGUAUGAUUUAGAGAAGAAACCAGUAAGUAGGAGACAGGGAUGAAGGAAGUAGAAGAAGGAAGUUGGAUGAGAGAAGUGGAAGUACAGGAGCCGGGUCUGGGUUAUUGGCACUGGGAGAUCUUAGGUGGCCCAGGGGAGGCUGGUGGCCAGAGGCGCUGUGGCUGGUGCUUAAAACCCCUCUGAGGCCCAUGAGCUUACAUUGGCUGCCUCUGUAGCAUCCUUUCCUCUUCUGUGCUGCCCAGUUUGAUGUCAUCUCACCCGGAUUCCGAGUUAGGGUGGGCAUGGAUCCUGGGCCUGACACUCCCCGAGGAUGAGCCGUGGACCGCUGUUGGACCACUGGACAGGGAGGUAAAGAAAGAGGAGGUCCGUCUUACCAUGCCCCUCUGCCGACCCCCAUAAUGGGCCGCUGUUCUGACUUUGUUUCCAGAAUAUCCAGAAGUCCCGAAUAGUUAACUUGCUGAUCAGUCUGCAGGAUCGGUGGCAACGCCUACC
Ceratotherium simum simum (southern white rhinoceros) is the source of this 1918-nucleotide messenger RNA. It is a transcript of the gene C36H1orf115, whose product is annotated as chromosome 36 C1orf115 homolog. The record is from RefSeq and is a predicted model, not a curated record. NCBI's taxonomy places the organism in Eukaryota, Metazoa, Chordata, Mammalia, Perissodactyla, Rhinocerotidae.